CUCCAUCCCUCCAAGAUAAACCAAAACAAUAACCCAACAAACGCUCCCGGCCUCCUGGUCUCAAGUAAACCACCUCCCACAAGCGCACACUGCAUUCUCUCCCUCACAAGAGAUACGCACCCACUCCCAAAACCCCUCGAAGAGAACCCCCCCUUCCUCCGGGAAAAUGAACGACACGCACCACCGCAAAAUCGAACUCCAAUCCCCAGCGGACCUGACCUACCUAUACGGCAACACAGUCGCGCUCAGCCGCCAAAAGCUGGACCUCCACCUGCCGCCAUCCGCCAACCCAACAACCGACGGACCAGAUCCGAUGCGCGAACGAGUCCGAGAACUAGUAGACGAGUACAUCCUCCGCACCUUCACAAGCGCAUCGUCCUCGAUCACAAUCAACGGACUGGAUUCCUCGUCGAAAGAAUUCCCGUUCCCGGCAUCGUUCACCGCGCCCUCGGAGCAGGUCGAGUACGAGGCGUAUGAUGCCAAGUUGGCGGCGCGAGUGACCUCGUUGUAUGCGCAGCUGGAGUCGUUGACGACGACGGUGGCGCAGUUGCGGCGGGAUGCGCCUGGACGGGCGGCGCGAGCGUAUGCGGAGCAGCUGAGGCGGGUUAUUGCGGAGGAAGAGGCUUUGGAUCUUGAGAUUGAGGGGCGAGAGGGGGAGGGACAGGAGGAUGAGUUGAAGGUGGAGAGUGAGGGGUCAAAUACUCAGGAAUCUGCUGCUGCUGCUGCUGCUGCUGCUACUGUUGGUAAUCAAAAUGAAGAUGGAGCAGCAGGGGAGAAUCAGAAUCAGGAUCAGGAGAUGACGGGCACGGAGAACGGAACAACGACUGCAGCUGCGAAUCCGGAUGGUGUGGCAGUCGGGGAUACGGAGAUGGUUGAUGCACAUGGAGAUGCUGAGGUUGGAGCAACAACUACCACCAAAACAAGAAGGUCGGCUCGAUUGGCGCGGCGGCGCGCAAAGCUGCAGCUUCCGCUGGGCACAGAGCAUGAGGCGGAGCGCUGGCGCAGCGGGGAGAUGGCCGAGGUCUACGAGGAUGCCCUGCGCACGCUGCUUCGGCUACAGGGUGAAGCUCUGGCAGGGCAGGCCGCGACAUCAGACGCUGAGGGCGCAGACGGGAACGCUCUGGCGUCGACGGUGGGAAAGGCCGAGCGCGCUGGUCGGGCGGUCGAGGUUGUGGAAAAGAAAACGAAGAAAUAAUGGACUACAAUCAGUCGCGUCUCUGGAUGUCUCGAUUGACCUUUUAUUCGCAUCUCUCAUUUCAUUAUUGUCGAACUUUCUUCAUCAUCGGGAUUGGAUUGGCGUCGGUGGCCUAGGUAGGCUUGGGAUGAUACCAGAUUGGUUUAGGUGCAUUGUGUUAACGGUACUGGAUAGUCAACUUUUCUUAUUGGGUUUGCGGAUUUUGUGAAUUGGAAUGGA
Molecule: messenger RNA, 1414 nt
Organism: Aspergillus homomorphus CBS 101889
Lineage: Eukaryota; Fungi; Ascomycota; Eurotiomycetes; Eurotiales; Aspergillaceae
Exons: 2
Coding region: 167-1195 (342 amino acids)
Biological process (GO): mitotic sister chromatid segregation
Cellular component (GO): MIS12/MIND type complex; kinetochore
Source: RefSeq, a predicted model, not a curated record